Molecule: messenger RNA, 1512 nt
Organism: Hylaeus anthracinus
Lineage: Eukaryota; Metazoa; Arthropoda; Insecta; Hymenoptera; Colletidae
Product: jerky protein homolog-like
Exons: 1
Coding region: 1-1512 (503 amino acids)
Cellular component (GO): nucleus
Molecular function (GO): DNA binding
Source: RefSeq, a predicted model, not a curated record
AUGUCGGCAAAACGUAGCAAAACGCACGUUUACUUGACGCUGCAGCAACGAUUCGACAUCUUACAGAAGUUAAAGGAUGGUUGUUCGUUGUCUCAACUGGCUAACGAUUACAAUGUUACUGAUUUAACCAUCCGUCGCAUCAAGACGAAUGCUGCUCAGAUACGACAACAGUUGCAGAUAUCGGCUAUCGUUCACGAUCAAAAGAAAUCGAGAACGCCUGUGUUCGAUGAAUUAGAUGCUCGUCUGCACUCGUGGUUCUUACAGCGACGAGCAAUAGGCGAUCUAAUCACUGACCAACAAUUCCAAAAGAAAGCGAAAGAAUUGAAUAAAGAAUUUGGUGGCCCAUCGUCGUUUUCAGCUUCUAGAGGAUGGAUAUGGAGGUUUAAACGCCGACAUGGAAUACGUUUGCUAAAAUUCCAUCGAGAUAAUACACGAUCGUAUACGAGAGCGGAGGAAGAAUUUUCCCGAUGGUUAUUAGAGAGGCUAAAGAAAGAAAACAUCGAGCUACAGAAUGUUUAUCAUAUGGAUGACACGAGUCUGAUGUGGAAGGCUCUUCCCCAAAAGAUACUGGCUCGCGUUGCAGAAACAAGCGUCACAGGAAUCAAAACAAAAAAGGAUCAAAUCACCGUAGGAUUCUGUGCGAACGCAAUUGGAACGCACAAGCUACCACCAGUCAUUGUAAAUAAAUACGGGCGACCAAGGGCUUUAAGACACUGCCAUGAUCGACUACCAGUCAUUUUCAUGGCUCAAAAAAAUGGUUUCAUGGACCGUAACGUGUUUGCUGACUGGUUAAAAAAUCAUUUCAGGCCGGCCGUAAGGAGGCAGCAAUUAGAAAGGGGUGUUAACGCAAAGGUGUUGCUGUUGCUGCAUAAUUCCGAAAAUCGCGUACUACCGACAGAAGAGGAAAAACAAGACGAUAAUUUCGAAAUAGUAUAUUUUCCGAUGAACGCAACGUCUAUUUUGCAGCCUAUGGGUCAGGGAAUAAUCGAGACUAUGAAAAAAUCCUAUCGCCAUCGGUUGCUAAGGAAAAUCUUGGAGUUUCCUGGCGGACUAGAAGAAUUUUUUAAACAUUUCGAUAUGAAGAAUUGCAUCGAUAUAGUGAACGAGACGUGGACAGACGUAACACAAAUUGAUAUCUGUAAGUCAUGGGAGAAAAUAUUAGCAUACGAAGUAACAGAAGAGGCACGAAGUGAUCGAGAGAAGGACCUUUCCACCAGGUCAACAAUUAACGCCAUUCCGGACAAGCCAAUUCCUCAGCAGGAAAUUGAAUUGUUCAGUAGUUGCACUGAAACAGACGAUAAUUUAGAUUCAGAGGUGUGUGGCGAUCGAAAUCCUGAUAAGACGUACUUUGAACGAGAAUCCCACUUGGACGAUGUAGAUGUAAACAAAAUGUUUAAGAACCUAGUUUCAUGGUCGAAGAGACAACCAGUGUUUAUAGAAAUACAAGUGAAAUCAUUGCAAGAUUUUUAUAAAUAUACACGCAGAUUAUGCAAUCGAUCCCCUGUAAAUUAA